UUUACUAAUAACAACAUUCUAUUCACAUUCAGUGGUGAUCAGAUUAACCUGAGAUGAUGUCUUGUAUCAAAAGUUCUGUGUUAAUUAUUGCUUUCUAUUUGUUCAAUGUUGGGUUUGGUUUGCCCCAGCAAACUUUUCACCCUGUUUCCUUUAAAAACCACAGUGAAAACUCAAAUUCAUCAAGGGUUGGUGUAUGCACCACUGAAAUUCCAACCAUUGACCUCAUAAGUCUACCAGAAAGAAGCAAAACAAUCCCAAAAGGAAAUGGCACGAAGGAAGGUUACAGCAAAAUAGAAAUAUGUUGUUCAGGAUAUGAAAGAGUUCCACACAGUCAUCAUAUUUGCGAACCAGUUUGCGAAAAUGGAUGUGAAAAUGGAAACUGCACUGCUCCCAAUGUAUGCGUGUGUAGAAAAGGACAUGUCAAGGAUGCUACGGGAAAAUGUAUACCUGUUUGUCCUCUAGGAUGUCUUAAUGGGGUGUGUUCUACUAAUGGAUUAUGCUCCUGCAAUAGUGGAUAUGUGUCCGAUCCCAAAGGACAAUUUUGUAGUCCUGUCUGUAAAGCAGGAUGCGGACCUCAUGGCGAGUGUAUUGCUCCUGAUACAUGCUCCUGCAAAGAAGGUUAUUCAGUAAAUCCUGCUACAAAUCAGUGUGGCUUUCAUUGCGAGGGUGGCUGUGGAGAAGGUCAGUGCAUAGCCCCUAACACGUGUUCCUGCAAAUCUGGAUAUAUCAAUGUUGAUGGCACUUGUAAGCCCGACUGUCCUAAGGGAUGUAAGGAUGGCGAGUGUGUAGCCCCAAACAAAUGUUCUUGUAAACAAGGUUGGAACUUGGACAAAACUGGGUCGGUGUGUGAGCCACAUUGCAAUAAACCUUGUUUAAAUGCUGACUGCACUGCUCCUGAUGUAUGCUCCUGCAAAAAAGGAUAUGUUAAGGAACCCGCCAGUGCGGAUUUCAACAAAUGCGUCGCCCAUUGUCCAGAUGGGUGCCCCAAUGGUCAAUGUUCCGCUCCCAACUUCUGUAUUUGUAAUCCUGGAUACAUGAAGGAUAACGGAAAAUGUGUCCUAAAAAUUUAAAUAAAUCUGUCAAUACAUAUUUUAAUUCAAUUAAAAAUUAA
Molecule: messenger RNA, 1111 nt
Organism: Brassicogethes aeneus
Lineage: Eukaryota; Metazoa; Arthropoda; Insecta; Coleoptera; Nitidulidae
Source: the annotation of a GenBank genome assembly